Molecule: messenger RNA, 1620 nt
Organism: Hemicordylus capensis (graceful crag lizard)
Lineage: Eukaryota; Metazoa; Chordata; Lepidosauria; Squamata; Cordylidae
Gene: CD63
Product: CD63 molecule
Exons: 8
Coding region: 291-1001 (236 amino acids)
Cellular component (GO): membrane
Source: RefSeq, a predicted model, not a curated record
ACGGAGGGUGAGCACAGUCAUUUCCCGCCCCUCGCCGCUCCCUCCCUGCUUGCCUGCCCAGCUUUCCCUCCCAUCACAUGAUUAACAGCUGGGCUUUUGCCUGGGAUUGCGCAGCUGGGGUGGGGAGCGCGAGAGGAGUGACGCGAGAGGAGUGGCAGCCAGGAGCAGCAGCAGCAGCAGAAGGGACAAAGUAUAAGAAGAAGGCGAGAGAGCGCAACAGUUGGGCCGCUGCGAGGCUGGGACUUUUUUCGACUUCGGGAGGAGGCAACUGAAAAGCACUGAGAUUCAAAAUGGGUCUUGACGGUGGCAUGAAGUGUAUUAAGUUCCUGGUAGUUUUCUUUAACUUAAUAUUCUGGGUCUGCGGCAUUGCUCUCAUUGCAUUGGGGGUUUAUGCUCUGGUCGGGGUCAACAAAACAGUAGUGGCAACCGGUGCUUCAGGCGCUCCCAUCGUUAUCCUGGUUGUGGGGCUUAUUGUGUUCUUCGUCUCCUUCUUCGGUUGCUGUGGAGCAUGGAAGGAGAACUACUGCAUGGUCACCACGUUUGCUAUCCUGCUGACUCUGAUUUUCAUAGUGGAGAUUGCAGCUGCCAUUUUUGGGUACAUCUAUAGGAAUCGGCUCAAUGGAAUUCUGGAUAAGCAAGUCAGGGAUUAUAUGGCAGUGUACAGCAAUGAUACACUCGCUAAGACGACUCUGGAUGAGUGGCAGUCGAAAUUUCACUGCUGUGGAGCCUCUAACUACUCAGACUGGCAUUCCAUAAAGACGUUUGAACCAUCGCGUGUGCCUGCGUCAUGCUGUGUGCAUAAUGACACUAGCUGCGUCAACAAUCAAACACUUGGAAACGUCUACGCUGAGGGUUGUGUGCCAAAACUGGAAGCCUUGGUGAGGAGCAGCAUUGUAAUUGUGGCUGGAGUGGCGCUGGGCAUCGCUUUCUUUGAGCUCCUGGGCAUUACCUUUGCAUGCUGUCUCAUGAAAGGAAUCCGCAGCGGCUACGAGGUUAUGUAGCGGCCUCUCUGUCCUGAACAUCUGGUUGUUGCAACAGCAAUCACACCACAUUUCUGCGUGUCUCCUUUUCCUGGGGGUGCAACUGGCAGGUUCCAAGGCUUUUGUGUGCCUGUGGGAUGGGGUUAGUGGGGUACUGCCUUCUGUUGCCUUUUUCAAAAAUAUAUGCUGCCCUCAAGUUGCCUUGACUCUCUCCCCACCCCUCUAAUAGGAAGAUCAAGCCCUUCAUUAGCUUGCCUUCAGAGCUGCAGCUUUCUAUCCUUCACCCCAACACACUGUUGAUGGUUCUUAAAAUGUACAUUGCCCCAUAUGUUAUACUCCUGCCACAUGGCAGGCAAAAGUAUAUUGUAUUCCCACAGAUGUUCUUGGUACCCUUAAUCAAUGCAGGCACCCUCCAACAGCUUCCCCCAAAUUCAACUUCCUUAAAGAUUUUCAGGCUAGAGCCGGAUAUCACACUCCUCUAACUUAGGGAUGCUCUUCCCCUCAUUUGCAAAGGCAAGUUCUUGAAUCACACAGGCAUUAUUGUUUGGGAAGUCAUGAGGAAUAUGAGAGAAUUGUAGGAUUUGGGUUUUUUAGCCAGUAAGUCUCACUUUUGGAAAAUAAAGACACUUGUUUCCCUUGA